AUGACAGCUUAUCUUGAGAAAACAAAAGAGUUGCAAUCGACCUUCGACGAGUUCACAGUCAGUCAGGUGCCUAGGGAAAAUAAUAGUCACGCAGACGCCUUAGCCAACCUUGGGUCUUCCAUCCAGACAACCAGCCCCAAAACAAUCCCAAUGGUGUACCUCCAAUGGCCUGCUGUCUGGAAGAAAGAAGAAGAAGAAGAAGUAAAUGACGUCGCCAACGAAAAGACAUGGAUGACGCCCAUCAUCGAGUACUUAGAAAAAGAUGUGCUACCAGAAGAUAAGAAUGAAGCCCGAAGAGUCAAGGCUCAGGCAGCCAGAUUCUCAAUAAUACGAGGUAAGCUCUAUAAACGAUCCUAUUCUGGUCCAUAUUUGAGAUGUGUUAACCCUGCAGAAGCAAAAUAUAUACUAGCUGAGCUUCACGAGGGCGAAUGUGGCAACCAUUCGGGAGGCAGAAGCUUAGCACACCGGGCCCUCACACAAGGCUACUAUUGGCCUACUAUGAGAGCCGACUCAUCUGAAUAUACAAGACGGUGUGACAAAUGCCAACGUUUUGCACAAGUAUCCCAUCAGCCUCCUGAACGUCUCACAUCGAUCACAUCCCCAUGGCCCUUUAUGAAGUGGGGAAUGGACAUAGUUGGCAAAUUGCCAACUGCACACAGACGAAGAUACCCUCAAGCCAAUGGACAAGCAGAAUCGUCUAAUAAGACCAUCAUGAACACAAUCAAAAAACGGCUAGAGAAUGCAAAGGGUAGAUGGGUCGAUGAAUUGCCAGGAGUACUAUGGUCCUACCGCACAACAGCCAGAACAUCCACAGGAGAAACACCUUUCUCUCUAGCCUAUGGAAUGGAAGUGGUCAUACCAACAGAAAGUGAAGUCCCAACAGCUAGACAUGAACUGACUACAGAAAUGCAAAAUUGGGAAGACAUGUGCCACGAACUAGACACAGUCGACGAGAGAAGAGAAAGGGCAUCUAUAAGAAUGGCAGCCUACCAACAGUGUCUAGCAAAGCAUUACAACAAGAAUGCCCGUACUCGGUCAUUCAAGGUGGGAGACUGGGUGCUUCGUCGAGUUUUUCAAAACACCAAGGAAGCGGGAGCAGGUAAGCUAGCCCCAACAUGGGAAGGGCCCUACCUGAUCACUAAGGUAGUCGGCAAUGGAGCUUACAAAAUCCAAACGGACAAAGGACGAGACAUCAACAACAGUUGGAAUGCUAUUCACCUAAAGCAGUAUCACACUUAA
Messenger RNA from Cannabis sativa, 1239 nucleotides. RefSeq lists its product as uncharacterized. NCBI's taxonomy places the organism in Eukaryota, Viridiplantae, Streptophyta, Magnoliopsida, Rosales, Cannabaceae. The coding region runs from base 1 to 1239 and encodes 412 amino acids. The record is from RefSeq and is a predicted model, not a curated record. The transcript is spliced from 2 exons. Gene Ontology annotation, molecular function: nucleic acid binding.